Messenger RNA from Colletotrichum aenigma, 1200 nucleotides. Its product is annotated as Satratoxin biosynthesis SC1 cluster protein 4. NCBI's taxonomy places the organism in Eukaryota, Fungi, Ascomycota, Sordariomycetes, Glomerellales, Glomerellaceae. The record is from RefSeq and is a predicted model, not a curated record. Bases 1 to 1200 code for a protein of 399 amino acids. The transcript is spliced from 8 exons.
AUGUACACGAUUCGGCUGCUACUUCUCGUUCUAUCCCUCGUCUCGGCGACCUUCGCGCAGAUCGAUCGUCUCUAUGAUAACCCGAAUUGCACAUUACCAUGCCUUCUAGAAGGCCUCGUCAAUUCAGAUUGCAGCACCACCGAUCAGGCUUGUCUGUGUCAGGACACCGACUUUCUCCGUUAUGUCGAGAGUUGCGCCGCCGCAAGCUGCUCCGUCAAGGAAGCCCUGGUAACGCAAAAGAUUACCCAGGACGCAUGCGACUUCUCACUACACGACGAAUUCGGCGCAACGGUAGUGCCCCGUGUCAUUUUGUUCGCUCUGCUUCCUACGCUGGCCGUCAUACUGCGCGUGUCGGUUAAGAUCGCCCGAUUUGCUACGUGGGGGGCGGACGACACCACUAUCGUGUUGGCAUAUUGCGUACUAAUCGGACUAUUCUCAGCCAACAUGCUGUGGGGGAAGUUUGGAGCUGGAAGAGAUCUCUGGAGUCUCACUCCGCAUGAGAUUACGCACUUUUUCUUGACCUUUUACGUCCUGCAGGUUUUCUACCACUGCAUCAUCACGCUAGCGAAAGCCUCGAUUCUCUUCAUGUACCUCAGAAUUUUCCCCGACGAAAAUUUCCGGCGGGUCGUUUGGGGUACGCAUGCCUUCAACUUUUCUGUCGGCUUCAUCUGCAUGCUCAUCACCAUGUUUCAAUGCCAUCCCAUCAAUCUGGCCUGGACCUUCUGGACGGGAGAGACAGAGGGGCAUUGCAUCAGCAUAGAGCAAAUCGGGAUGGCACAAGGGAGUAUCAGCGUUGCGCUGGACCUGUGGAUGCUCAGCCUGCCGGCCACGCAAAUAUGGGGGUUGAACAUGAAGCGGCGCAAGAAGAUUGCCGUGAUGUUCAUGUUCAGCUUGGGACUUUUCCUCACAGUAGUAAGCAUUAUUCGGAUAUUGACGAUCAAGGAGUUGACCAAGUAUCCCCUCAAUUCAACUGCCUUCAUCAUGCCAGCCGCCAUGUGGACCGACAUUGAGGUCUACGUCGCGGUGUUUGUGGCGUGCAUACCUAACACGCGCCAGUUCAUCUGGGGAGUGAUCCUGCGACGGCACAAUAACGGCCACAAGCUGGGCUCGGAGCAGGUACGAGAGAGAAGCCGCGGCAUGAUAUUCCAAACGAAGAUGCCAAUAAGGGAGGUGUGUGAAACGAUAGACAUGGCCUCAUGA